Molecule: messenger RNA, 915 nt
Organism: Juglans microcarpa x Juglans regia
Lineage: Eukaryota; Viridiplantae; Streptophyta; Magnoliopsida; Fagales; Juglandaceae
Exons: 2
Coding region: 1-915 (304 amino acids)
Source: RefSeq, a predicted model, not a curated record
AUGGCUAAUGUCUCUAGGCUGCAGUGGUGGUGUAACAAGCUAAACUUUGAUGCUUAUGGCUCAAAUGUAGAGACUGGUGGAAAACUUUGGUUCAUGUGGAAGAAUGAAGUAAGUUUGACAGUCUAUUUAGAGAGGAGACAUUUGUGGAGUGCAUUAGAUGGUUCAAAUUCUUCAGGCUUACCGUGGAUUGUUAUGGGUAAUUUCAAUGUCAUUCGGCAUGAUGGGGAAAGAAGGGGUGGGAGUCCACGCUUGGCUAGUGCUAUGGAAGAAUUCACCUCAUGUAUUGAUACAUGUGGUCUUCUUGAGAUGCAGUUUUCUGGUAAUUCCUUCUCUUGGUGUAAUGGGCAUCAGUCUAGUGCUCGGAGUUGGGUUCGAUUAGAUCAGACGUUGUUAAAUGUUGGUGCUUUGGAAGCAUUUCCGGAUAUUUGUUUCAGAUACCUCCCACGUACAACAUCUGAUCAUGCUCUAAUGCUUAUAAAUCUAGAGAUGAUUGCUGCUCCUUAUGGUACUUAUCCCUCCUUCAAAUUUCAGCAAAUGUGGACGUUGCAUGAUAAUUUUAUGGAGACGGUAGCUCGUGUUUGGGAGGAAGAGGAUUCUGGUUAUGGCCUUUUCAGGUUGGCUAGUAAACUCAAACGUCUGAGAGCUGUCUUGAAGAUCUGGAAUAAACGGAUUUUUGGUCGAACGCAAAUGCAUAUUGGUGAGUUGGAGGAGCGUAUUCAAACCUUAGAAACUAGGUUGCAAGAUGGGUUUUCUGUGGAUCUAGAAUCUGAUUUGUUGGCAUCUCAACUAGAGCUUUCGGUUUGGAUGGAAAGAGAAGAAACUCAUUUGGCUCAACAGGCGAAACAGAAUUGGCUGGAGAAGGGAGAGGCUAGCAUUGGGUUUUUCCGUGCUGUUACAAAAAAAAAACCGUCAUAA